AUGUUUAGUUUAUAUAUUAGGCACAAUUUCUGCCUGAAAUGCGUUGGGAAAUGGACUGUUGGUCAAGGCAAGCCUACUUCUAUAGAAUGCCGCAAAGUGAUUCCUGAAAUGCGUUGGGAAAUGGACUCUACUCUGCCCUUGUCUCUGCCAUUCGUCUGGCCGAAGUACAAUGAAAGAGAAGAGAUGAAGGCAGAGAGCGGUCUCAGUCUUGACCGGAGUAGGGGAAUCGGCAAGACUAUCACCAAAUGCAAUAUAUUCCUCGAGAAAGCACAAGCAGCAGCAGCAGCAGCAACAGAAACAUCCACCUCUCAAGCUGCUGCUAAUGGCAACGAGCAUCAACCUAUGGAAGUUGAAGUUGAUGGAGAAAAACAGAAAGCACAAGCAGCAGCAAAAGCAUCCACUGACUUCUUCUUCAUCUCUUUCUAUUGA
Molecule: messenger RNA, 429 nt
Organism: Microthlaspi erraticum
Lineage: Eukaryota; Viridiplantae; Streptophyta; Magnoliopsida; Brassicales; Brassicaceae
Source: the annotation of a GenBank genome assembly